GCGCGCGGAAUCCAAUUUAAAACAGCGCGCGGUCGGCAGCUGGCGGUCAGUCAGUCGGUUUUCCUCCGCGCGGAGAAUAAACAAACAAACAAACAAACAAACAAAGACCGGACCAGGAGGCGAUUGUUUUAAACAUGGCGACUCCACCGAAGAGAGUCCGUAGUGUUCCCGCCAGUCCGAGUGGAAGUUUGUCCCGCAGAGAGAGGAAGAUCUCCAUCGAGGGAAACAUCGCUGCAGGAAAGUCCACCUUCGUGCGUCUUCUCCAGAGUGCAUCGGAGGACUGGGAGGUGAUUCCUGAGCCCAUCGGGAAAUGGUGCAACGUCCAGAACGACAGUGACGACAUCUACCAGGAGCUGAGCUCCUCUCAGAAGAGCGGAGGAAACCUGCUGCAGAUGUUGUAUGAUAAACCCAGCCGCUGGUCCUACACCUUCCAGAGUUACGCGUGUCUCAGCAGAGUUCGUUCUCAGCUUCAGUCUCCGUCAAUCAAACUUCAGCAGGCUGAAAACCCUGUUCAGUUCUACGAACGCUCUGUCUACUCAGACAGGUACGUGUUUGCGUCCAACCUGUUUGAGUGCGGCAGCCUGACGGAGACGGAGUGGAGUGUUUAUCAGGACUGGCACACCUGGUUACUGAACCAGUUUGAACCUGACAUCGCCCUCGACGCCAUCAUCUACCUGAGAGCUCAGCCACAGCGCUGUAUGCAGCGUCUGCUCCAUCGGGGUCGGGAGGAGGAGCAGGGGAUCCCUCUGGAGUACCUGGAACAGCUUCACUUCAAACAUGAAGCUUGGCUCGUCCACAGGAACCUCAGGUUGGACUUUGAGUACCUGAACGAUCUUCCUGUUCUCGUUCUGGACGUAGACGAUGACUUCAAGAACGACCGCAUCAAACAGGAAGCCAUCAUUGACGAGGUCAGAGAAUUCCUCACCACGCUGUAGGACUUCAUCCACCAAUCACAGCUCGUCUGACGUCUGAUUGGAUGGCCCAGUUACACUCUGUAAAUGUUUUAACGAGUCGUCAUUGUGUUUUUAACUUCACUGAAAAAAAUCCAUUUUUUAGUCUUUUUCACUUUUUGUGUAUAUUUUAUAUUUUUGUAGAUAAAUGUUAAAAUGUCCUCUGCAGCAGGGACAGUCAGUGAACUCACCGUGUGUGUAUGUGUGCGUGUGUGUCAUCACACAUGAUGUAUUUACUAGGCUCAGUUUGAUAUUUAUACUUAAGUCUGAAUCUUCUUAAGAGCUGUGAAAAUGCUUAUUUGUCCUGACAGUCACUGAACACACCAUGAUGCCUUCAGGAACAAAUGGAGUUAUUUUUCUCUACUGGAAUAAAAACACUCAGACUGAU
Messenger RNA from Epinephelus lanceolatus (giant grouper), 1338 nucleotides. RefSeq names its product deoxycytidine kinase 2. Gene Ontology annotation, molecular function: deoxynucleoside kinase activity; ATP binding. Gene Ontology annotation, biological process: nucleobase-containing compound metabolic process. NCBI's taxonomy places the organism in Eukaryota, Metazoa, Chordata, Actinopteri, Perciformes, Serranidae. Gene Ontology annotation, cellular component: cytoplasm; mitochondrion. The record is from RefSeq and is a predicted model, not a curated record.